This is a messenger RNA of Rotaria sordida, 2193 nucleotides long. The record is from the annotation of a GenBank genome assembly. NCBI's taxonomy places the organism in Eukaryota, Metazoa, Rotifera, Eurotatoria, Philodinida, Philodinidae.
AUGUUUACUAUUGUCUUUCUACUUAUAAAUAAUGAAUAUCAAACGAUUGAAUCGUAUGAUCAAAUCGAGUUUAUUUCUGUACAAGAUUGUGGUAAAAAAUAUCAUGUUAAUCUUUUGUAUUCAACACGACCUAAAGAUAGAACACAAAAUUAUUCAGUCCGCAUUAAUGUGUAUGAUCAACAUUCAAUGGAAUAUCAUGGAAGUUGGAAUUAUCCUAUUAUCUUUCCUUUUCUACCUGUUAAUCGAAUGGCAAUUAUUCUCAUUAUUCCCGUACAUCAAGUAAUACCUAUUUGUCAUGCUUUGAAUUGUGGAUCUCAUGGUCAAUGUUUGAAAUUUGUGAACUCUGAUGAAAUCUUUUGUAAAUGUAACGAUGGAUGGUCAGGAAAACAAUGUGUGACAGUUAGUUCUUCGAAAUUUCGCUGUGCACCAGACUCAUUAACCGUCGGAAUAACUAAUGAGCGACCGAUUUGUGUUUGCCCAUUAAAUAAAUUUGGAUCUCGUUGUUAUCUAAAACGUAUUUCUUGUUCUGACAGUAUGUGUCAAAAUCGAGGUACUUGUAUAGUAAGAGACGAGCGAAUGCCAAGUCUUAAGCCUUUCUGUAUUUGUAUGAAAGGUUACUCUGGUACAAAUUGUGAGGUGAAAGAUACAAAAAUAGAUAUAUUAUUAGAAAAUCUGCCGAUUCCUUCUGCUAUUCUGCUCCAUUUUAUCACUGCUCAUGGUGAUAAACCUGAAAGUCGUACAACAACAUUUGGGAAGAUUCCUGUUGAUCAAUCAUCAACAACAGUUUAUAUAUCAUCGAUGUUUCAUUUUAUAUUUGUUGAAUUUUUUGAUACUCUUUAUUUCGCACAUUUACAAUAUACAUAUACAUCAGGUGAAAUUAUCAGAAAAACCAUCAAGCCCUCUCAUCGAUGUCCGUCUAUUGAUGAAUUAUUUGAUGUUACUAUAACCAAACUUCAUCAACUUCGACGUAUCAAGCAUUAUCCAAUUGUCUGUCAACAACAAAAAAAAUUAUGUUUUUAUGAUGAUAGUUAUAUAUGUUAUUGUUAUAAUAAUGAUACACCUAAUUGUUUUAUUUUUAAUCACAAUAUGACAUAUAACUGUCAUGGAUAUAGUUACUGUCAAAAUGGAGGUCGUUGCUAUCAAAACGAUAUUGUUUGUCCAACAUCAUCAAUGUGUGAAUGUACCGAUUGUUUUUAUGGCAGUCGAUGUCAAUUUCCAUCAAAAGGAUUUGGUCUUUCAUUAGAUCUUGUUCUUGGUCCUCAUAUUCGUCCUAAUAAUCAUUCACUUGUCGUACGAAUUAGUAUUUCUAUUGUAUUAUUAUUGACUAUUCUCGGUUUUAUUAAUGGUGUUCUUUCCAUACUUACUUUUCAAACUAAAAAAUCUCGUGAUAGUGCCUCUGGGCUUUAUUUAUUUAAUUCUUCAAUAACAUCAAUACUAAUAAUUAUUAUUUUUUCUUUGAAGUUUUGGUUACUUAUUCUUUCUCAAAAAAGAAUCAUCACCAAUCGCUCGAUUCUCUUCAUACAAUGCUUAUUGAUUGAUUUUCUGCUACGUAUAUCUUUAAAUAUGGAGAGUUGGUUAAAUGCUUGUGUAUCUCUGGAACGAGUUAUUAUGAUUGUAAAAGGUGUUCGAUUUGAUAAUAUAAAAAGUAAACAUAUAUCUAAAUGGAUAGUUGUGAUUCUUCUUUUAUUCAAUAUUAUUACAACGAUACAAGAUCCAAUUUCUCGACAUCUUGUUGAUGAUGAAGAAGAUCAACGUACUUGGUGCGUAGUUAAAUAUUCUUCAUUAUUACAAAUAUUUAACUCAUCAUUUUAUUUGUUUCAUUUUCUUACUCCAUUCUUGAUAAAUUUUAUGUCAGCACUACUUAUUAUUAUAAGACUGGCACAACAGCGAAAUAUUUCUCGUUCUCAUCAAAAAUUUCAAAAAUAUUUUCGAAAACAAUUGAAUACACAUAAACAUCUUCUUGUAGCUCCUAUAGUUCUCGUUAUUUUAUCAUUACCUCGAUUGAUUAUUUCAUUACUGCCAGGUUGUAUGAAAUCAUUUCGAGAACCAUGGUUUUUUCUAUUCGGUUAUUUCGUUUCAUUUAUUCCUGCAUUAGUAUCAUUCAUAACAUUUGUUCUACCUUCAAACGUGUAUAAGAAAGAAUUUUUAUUUGCGUUCAGACGUCUCAAACAACGAUUGCGUGGAAUUAGUUAA